UUUAUUUACUAGCUGUAUGAGGCUAAGCAAGUCACUUAAUGUCUGGUAGGCACUUUAUAAAUGCUUGUUUCCUUCUUGCUCACUCUCCAGUCUGUUCCAUCUCCAUACUGGCUGCUUUAUAUUUUCCCAUAACAGAAUAUAAGCUCCUUGAGAGUAAGGACUAUCUUGUUUUUGUAUUCUGAGAGCUUUACACUUACUAAAUGCUCUAUCCAUGUCUGUAAACUUGUUAUAGCUUUUAAAAAUGUACAUCAAAUUUAACAAGAUAGUAACAAAAUUGACAUUUGUAUUCUCUCCUGAAUUAUUUUUCUGUGUAUGUAUCUCUCUGAUUGCUAGUACCUCCUCUGCUCCCAAUAUUACAUUGUAUAUACUUUGUAUUUACUUAUGUGUUUUCAUAUACCCAGCACAUAGCACAAUGCCUCACUCACAGUAGGUACUCAAAUAAGUUUGUUGAUUAACUUUUCCCCAUAUAUUUGCACACUAGUUCUUAACAGUUUCUAUCAGCCAUUGUUGUGGCCGAAGGAGACCAUUAUGAAUCAGAUAUGCAGGGCAAACAGGAUAGAGCUAUUACAGAGGCCAAGGAAGAAGGCAGUGUACAGAAGGGAGUAUUCAACAAUAUGGAACGCUGCAGAGAAGUUAAGUUGCAUACAGGGAAAAUGUUAUUCAAUUUGCUAACUAGGUUACUGAGUACUUGUGAGACAGCAGUUUAAACUGAGUGGUAGAGAUGGAAGCUAGAUUGCAGGGAUCUAGAAGUUGAACAUUGAAAGGGAAGAGAGAUACAGGACAUAGUUUGAAGGAAUAACAGGAUCAAUGAAAAAAAAUUUUUAGAACGGAGACUUACGCAUGUUUACAGAUAGACUGUAAAUAAAGGAAAACAGAAGGUGAGAGACUGAUCCAUAAUGGAUCAAGUUCUCAGAGAUGGGAGAGAUGAAAUGAAAAGCUCAAGGGGUUAGACAUAGCAUGGAGGUGGCUCAUCUCAUCUUCCAAGAUUGGACUCUAAGCUGGAAGUUAAGGGUGGACUUUCCACCCUUACCAAUUACCAGUGUUGACUUUGGAUAAAUCUUUCAAUCUUUCAAAACUUCAUUGUACUUCUAAAUCAUAAAAUAGUCACCUUAAGCAAGUCACUUUACUCCUAAGCCCUCAAGUUCUUAUGUUUAAAAUCGUCCCAACUAGAUGAUGAGCUCUAUGAAGCCCUUUUUAAUCAAAAUUCUAUGACCAUGUGACUGUACUUUGUUUUUAUAUCUGUGGCUUAGCAAAAUACUUUUCACAUAGCAGCCAUUCAAUAAGUAUUGAAUUAAAUUCUUAAUUUUAUAAAUGGAUUAUUUCAGCUUUCAUCAGCCAAAUCCUCAGGUGAUGCCUGCAGCUCUUUUUUUAAAAAAUUUUCCCCAAUGACAUGUAUAAACAAUUUUGUUUUUUAAAAUUUUUGAGUUCCAGAUUCUCUCCCUCCUGUCCUCAUUGGGAAUGCAGCAAUUUGAUAUAGGUUAUACAUUUGUUGCCUGCAGUUCUGUGAAGUUCCCUUACCAAGCUCAGGCAUCUUCCUAUUUCUAUUUUUCCAUAGUGAUAUUACUGUAAUGGGGUAAUGAGUCCUUGGAUCCCUUCUCUCAGUAAGGCCUGAAGGGGGUAUUGAUUUUUCCAAGUGCAUUGCCUUCAGAAACUUUCCAUCAGCCUAAGAGUUGGAAAGGACCUCAGAGAUAGUAUAAUCCAACCUACACAUGAAUAAGAGUUCCUUAGGAUCUUACAUGCAAAGCUGGAAAGAACCUUAGAAGUCAUCUAGCACAAAUCUCUAUUUUAGAGAUGAGGCCCUGAGACUAAACUACUUGCUCCAGGUUACAUACAUGGUAUGUAGCAGAUCCAGGAUUUAAACCCAGGUCUUAUGUUAACCAAAUUCUGGGCAUUUUCCAUACAAUACGAUUUCUAAAACAUCCCUUACAAGUGGUAUCUUCUUGAAGACUUCCAAUGAGGCAAACUCUUAUCUUCUGAGAUAUCCCAUCCACUUCUUAAGCACUCCAAAUUCAAAAUGUUUCUUCACAUUGAAGGGAAAUUUGCCUUUCUCAGAUGGCUACUGAACUAUUAUUCCUAGUUGUGCUUUGUGAAACGAAGCAGAAUAGUCUAAUUUCUACCCAAUUUGAAAAACCACUAGGUCUCCCUUGGGUUGCACCCUUUUUCAGGUCAGGCAUGGCUCUGGUCCUAGGAGGCUUGAAACCUAAGACAGGCAAAAAGUGCUUCUCUCUGCUCGGCUCCUUCCCAAGUGUGCUCGCUUCUCAAGGUCACAUACUUGUAAUCAGGGAGAUGAUCAGUUUCCAGCCAACACUGGAAGGUGAGAAUUCCUUUUUACGAUUCAAGGCCAAGUAAAAGCAUACACUGAGGAUAUAUUUACAUGGGCAAAAUCAUAACUAUAUACAGUCAGACUUCUUAAUAGUGAUUCUUGCCUCUCGGUUUAUUCUUUUUCUGGCCAAAAUAAAAGUGGGGCUUUCGGACUGACGAAAAUGGCAUUAGCUUUUCUGGCAGGAUAGCUGAAACACUUGGUGCUCAUGCUUCCUCUGGCAUCAACAACUGCGCGCAAAGCCCAGCCGGCAAGUUCUCCAAGAACGCGAGGUCAGGGGUUAUUCCACUGCCCAGCAUUCCGGUUUCACCUUCCUCCUCUGACCGGGAAAUCCCCUCAUCCUCCGGAUCGGAAGGCAUGGUGAGGGGGAAAUCUAUUUCGGGAAUGACGGUGACCAGCACCUCAGAUAAAGGAAAACGACCACAACGGAGGCCGAAGGCGCCACAGACAGGAAACGGGGGAAGCGAGAGGCGGCGAAAAGCAGGAUCGGAGGAAGUGACGCAAGCGCCCUCUAAGGCAACGCGCGGGUAGCGCGCAUGCGCAGCCGAAUCGUGCGCCGUGUGGGUUUCAUUUCUGGUCGCAGACUUGUAGCUCCGGGGUUGGCUGAGCUUCCGCGGGGAUUCCUCUGGGUCCUAAGGGAAGGUAGUGGGAGUCUAGAGCGGAGCUCGGGCUUUCAGUGAUGGAUGCUUUCAGUGAGGAAUUGAUGAGGUCUGUGGAAGAGGAUGAUCAAGAAAAAGCAUCAGUAGGCUGUGGUCCAGAAAUACAUUUACCUUGGCUCUCACAGCACAUCCAGAAUACAGUGAGUCAUGGCCAUAAGGGGAUAAAUUUUGCUCAGACGACAAGUAUUUGUUUAAAUUUCAUACAAGAAGCCCUGCUGAAGCACCAAUGGCAGCAAGCCUCAGAGUUUCUGCAGUGUUAUUUCCAGGCCUUGGAGGACUUUAACAGCCAGAAACGGCAGGUGGCCCUGCAGAAUAUUUGGAAACUGGGCAGUGCAAUUUUAUAUCAUCAUCCUAAGAGCAGUGUUGAAACCUUCAGUGCCUUUGCUGACCGGAUGAAAAAUAUUGGUGUCCAAAAUUAUUUAAAGAUCUCCCUACAACAUGCAUUAUACCUUCUGCAUAAGGGAAUGGUUGAGGAGGCUUACAGGAACCUAAACCAGGCAGAGAGCUGGAGAUAUGGUGAAAUGUCUGCUUCCCAAGAAAAAUUAAUUAAACUUAUCCAGGCCUACAGAGGGCUUUUGGACUAUUAUACGUGGUCUAAAAAGAGGACUGAACUGUCCAAAUUUGAUAUGGACGGUUUUGCUACCAGUGCAGCAACCCAGGAUAUGCACAGCUAUUUCCGACAGGCAUCAGUAAAUCUUCAUGAGAUCAUUAAAAUUCCUGGAGUAUGGGACCCUUUUGUAAAGAGUUAUGUAGAGAUGCUAGAAUUCUAUGGAGAUCAAGAUGGAGCCCGGCAGGUGCUCACUGACUAUGCCUAUGAUAACAACUUUCCAUCAAAUCCAAAUGCUCACGUCUACUUAUACAAAUUUCUGAAGAAGGAAAAGGCACCAGAAGAUAAAUUGAUUAGUGUGCUUAAGAUUUUGCACCAGAUUGUGCCUUCUCAUAAGAUUAUGCUAGAAUUUCACAUGUUACUUAGGAAGUCAAAGAAAGAAGAACACCAUAAACUGGGGCUAGAAGUUCUAUUUGCAGUCCUAGAUUUUUCUGGUUGCAUUGAAAACAUAACUGCUUGGAGGUACUUCGCAAAGUACCUGAAACAAAUAAUGAUGGAAAAGCACCUAGACUGGGUUCAGGAGGGGUGGAGUUCUAGAAAGGACUGGUGGCCAACAUUUCACUUCAGCUACUAUCUAGCAAAAAAGAAUUGGAAGGAAAAUAAGAUCCUGGCACUGGAAAAAGCUUUCACAUCUGGAAUACUGUUGGGAAAAGGUUGCAAAUAUUUUAUGUAUGUUUCUAAACAAGGUCAUAAAGUCCAAGAGAAGAGUAUUAAAACAAUGAAGAAAUUUGUGAUGAAGCACAAUAUCUUAGAUUCAAAAGAACUCUAGUGUUAUAGAAUUAUGGUAUAAUGAAGAGAUCAUUGGAGUUAGGAUCAAAAGACCUGGAUUUGUGUCCCAGUUUUGACAUCUGUGUAAACUUGAGAAAGUCUCAACAGCUUUGAGACUCAGUUCCCACAUCUAUAAAAUGAGGGAAAUAACAUUUUCUCCAUCAGCCUCACAAAAUGACUGUGAAGAAGGCACUUUAUGAAAGUAAAGCAUUAUAAAAAUGCGUACACAAAGUACUUUGGUUAAAUGAAAGCAAUCUUCUGAUCUCCAGAAAAAAUUAUUUUUCUAUGUUAAAAUUCUUGCAAUUAGUUUUGCAAAGAAAACUUGUUUCAGCAUCAACUGUAGCUUCACUGUAACUAUAAUGUUUGUUAUGUUUCUAAUUUUUUUAUGGAAUAAUAAAAUAAUUUAUUCAAGAAGGAA
This is a messenger RNA of Phascolarctos cinereus (koala), 4772 nucleotides long. RefSeq names its product TATA-box binding protein associated factor, RNA polymerase I subunit A (gene TAF1A). Gene Ontology annotation, cellular component: RNA polymerase I transcription regulator complex. NCBI's taxonomy places the organism in Eukaryota, Metazoa, Chordata, Mammalia, Diprotodontia, Phascolarctidae. Gene Ontology annotation, biological process: transcription by RNA polymerase I. The record is from RefSeq and is a predicted model, not a curated record.